Acanthosepion pharaonis is the source of this 1356-nucleotide messenger RNA. The record is from the annotation of a GenBank genome assembly. Lineage: Eukaryota; Metazoa; Mollusca; Cephalopoda; Sepiida; Sepiidae.
AUGGUCUGUCUCUCUCUCUCUCCCUCUGCCCGUGAUGGUCUGUCUCUCUCUCCCUCUGCCCGUGUUGGUCUGUCUCUCCCUCUGCCCGUGUUGGUCUGUUGGUCUGUCUCUCCCUCUGCUCGUGUUGGUCUGUCUCUCCCUCUGCUCGUGUUGGUCUGUUGGUCUGUCUCUCUCUCUCUCUCCCUCUGCCCGUGUUGGUCUGUCUCUCUCUCUCUCUCUCCCUCUGCCCGUGUUGGUCUGUCUGUCCCUCUGUCUCUCUCUCUCCCUCUGUCCGUGUUGGUCUGUCUGUCUCCUCUCUCUCUCUCUGCCCGUGUUGGUCUCUCUCUCCCCUCUGCCCGUGUUGGUCUCUCUCUCUUCCUCUGCCCGUGUUGGUCUCUCUCUCUCCCUCUUCCCGUGUCGGUCUCUCUCUCUCCCUCUUCCCGUGUCGGUCUCUCUCUCUCUCCUCUGCCCGUGUCGGUCUCUCUCUCUCCCCUCUGCCCGUGUCGGUCUCUCUCUCUCCCUCUGCCCGUGUCAGUCUCUCUCUCUCCCCUGUCGGUCUCUCUCUCUCUCCCUGUGUCGGUUUCUCUCUCUCCCUGUGUCGGUUUCUCUCUCUCCCUGUGUCGGUUUCUCUCCCUCUGCCCGUGUUGGUCUCUCUCUCUCCCUGUGUUGGUCUCUCUCUCUCCCUCUGCCCGUGUUGGUCUCUCUCUCCCCUCUGCCCGUGUUGGUCUCUCUCUCUCCCUCUGCCCGUGUUGGUCUGUCUCUCUCUCUCCCUCUGCCCGUGUUGGUCUGUCUCUCUCUCUCCCUCUGCCCGUGUUGGUCUGUCUCUCUCUCUUCCUCUGCCCGUGUUGGUCUGUCUGUCUCUCUCUCUCUCUCCCUCUCUCCCUCUGCCCGUGUUGGUCUGUCUCUCUCUCUUCCUCUGCCCGUGUUGCUCUGUCUGUCUGUCUGUCUCUCUCUCUCCCUCUGCCCGUGUUGCUCUGUCUGUCUGUCUGUCUCUCUCUCUCUCUCCCUCUGCCCGUGUUGCUCUGUCUCUGUCUGUCUCUCUCUCUCCCUCUGCCCGUGUUGCUCUGUCUCUCUGUCUCUCUCUCCCUCUGCCCGUGUUGCUCUGUCUGUCUGUCUCUCUCUCCCUCUGCCCGUGUUGCUCUGUCUGUCUGUCUCUCUCUCCCUCUGCCCGUGUUGCUCUGUCUGUCUGUCUCUCUCUUGCUCUGUCUGUCUCUCUCUCCCUCUGCCCGUGUUGCUCUGUCUGUCUGUCUCUCUCCCUCUGCCCGUGUUGCUCUGUCUGUCUCUCUCUCUCUCUCUCUCUCUCUCUCUGCCCGUGUUGCUCUCUGUCUUUCUGUCUCUGCCCCUGUUGUUCUCUUUUGGUUUUUACGAAAAACAUAG